Messenger RNA from Talpa occidentalis (Iberian mole), 1059 nucleotides. It is a transcript of the gene GNMT, whose product is annotated as glycine N-methyltransferase. Gene Ontology annotation, molecular function: glycine binding; glycine N-methyltransferase activity; S-adenosyl-L-methionine binding. The transcript has 6 exons. Gene Ontology annotation, cellular component: cytosol. Gene Ontology annotation, biological process: S-adenosylmethionine metabolic process; one-carbon metabolic process; regulation of gluconeogenesis. The coding region runs from base 34 to 921 and encodes 295 amino acids. The record is from RefSeq and is a predicted model, not a curated record. NCBI's taxonomy places the organism in Eukaryota, Metazoa, Chordata, Mammalia, Eulipotyphla, Talpidae.
AGCGGGUGGCCACCGACUCAGGCGAGUCGCAGGAUGGAGGACAGCGUGUAUCGGACCCGCUCCCUGGGGGUGGCGGCUGAGGGGCUCCCGGACCAGUACGCCGACGGCGAGGCGGCGCGCGUGUGGCAGCUCUACAUCGGGGACACCAGCAGCCGCACCGCGGAGUACAAGGCCUGGCUGCUGGGGCUGCUGCGCCAGCACAGCUGCCAGCGGGUGCUCGACGUGGCCUGUGGUACCGGGGUGGACUCCAUCAUGCUCGUGGAAGAGGGUUUCAGCGUGACGAGUGUGGAUGCCAGUGACAAGAUGCUGAAGUAUGCGCUUAAGGAGCGCUGGAACCGGCGGCAUGAGCCCGCCUUUGACAAGUGGGUCAUUGAAGAAGCCAACUGGAUGACUCUGGACAAAGAUGUGCCCCAGCCACCAGGGGGUGGCUUUGAUGCUGUCAUUUGCCUCGGAAACAGUUUUGCCCAUUUGCCAGACAGCAAAGGGGACCAGAGUGAGCACCGGCUGGCACUGAAGAACAUUGCAAGCAUGGUGCGACCUGGGGGCCUGCUGGUCAUCGAUCAUCGCAACUACGACCACAUCCUCAGCACAGGCUGUGCACCCCCAGGGAAGAACAUCUACUAUAAGAGUGACUUGACCAAGGACAUCACAACAUCAGUGCUGACAGUGAACAACAAGGCCCACAUGGUAACGCUGGAUUACACGGUGCAGGUGCCUGGAGCUGGCCAGGGUGGAUCUCCUGGCUUGAGUAAGUUCCGGCUCUCCUACUAUCCGCACUGUCUGGCAUCCUUCACGGAGCUGCUCCGAGCAGCCUUCGGAGGCCAGUGCCAGCACAGUGUCCUGGGUGACUUCAAGCCUUACAAGCCGGACCAGGCCCAAGUUCCCUGCUAUUUCAUCCACGUGCUCAAGAGGACGGGCUGAGGGCACCCACGCCCCUCUACACAGGCACUGCCAGGCCCUGUCCGGGGAAGUGGGCAUCUGCCCAGUACCACCUGGUGUGGUCCCACCCCAAACCCAGCCCCCAGAGCAGAUCCUGGGGUUGCUGGGAAGGGCUGGCAG